AUGACAACCCCGGCCACAGGAGUCAUUGUCCCGGGGGCCGCCGAUCCCGGCCUGGGGGCUGCCGGCUCCGACCCGGGGGCUGCCACCCUGGAUCCAGUCCAAGUGGUCGUCCUCACAGUGGUAACGGCUUCGUCAUGGGCCCAAUCAAUCCUCGCCUUCUUGGAGAGCGAAGUGCUCCCCAUGGACAAAACCGAGGCCCGACAAGUGGAAUGGCGGGCGUCCUCUUACAGCAUCAUCAACAACGAGCUCGUCAAGUGCAGCGCGAUAGGCAUGUUCCAGCGCUGCGUCGAGGAAGACAAGGGCAUUUAG
Aegilops tauschii subsp. strangulata is the source of this 309-nucleotide messenger RNA. The record is from RefSeq and is a predicted model, not a curated record. Lineage: Eukaryota; Viridiplantae; Streptophyta; Magnoliopsida; Poales; Poaceae.